Cephus cinctus (wheat stem sawfly) is the source of this 2327-nucleotide messenger RNA. Its product is annotated as DNA helicase MCM9. Gene Ontology annotation, biological process: double-strand break repair via homologous recombination. NCBI's taxonomy places the organism in Eukaryota, Metazoa, Arthropoda, Insecta, Hymenoptera, Cephidae. The record is from RefSeq and is a predicted model, not a curated record. The coding region runs from base 244 to 2133 and encodes 629 amino acids. Gene Ontology annotation, cellular component: MCM complex; nucleus. The transcript is spliced from 10 exons. Gene Ontology annotation, molecular function: ATP binding; ATP hydrolysis activity; single-stranded DNA binding.
AAUAUGAUACCAGAUGGGGCGAAAUCUGUUUUCCCACGGUCGUGUUGUACCAUAUUAUACCUCAAUCAUGAUAUGCUUAUAAAUUUGAUACAUAUUAAAUACAAAAUGUUCUGCUUUCUUAAAAAUUGUAUUACCUGUAUAAAAUGUCUUCUAGUCAAAGUAGAGGUCAACACUUGUCAAGCGUUAGUCAAUUACAGUGUACUAUCUGAAAUGCGUGUUAAUGAAAUUCGCUAAUUUCACAACAUGUUAGUUGAUUAUUUUUUAAAAUACCAUUCAGAGGAUUUGAGACGAAUAUUGGAUGCCCAAGAUGAGCCGUCUUGUUAUUCGAUAAAUAUCGACUUUGUAUCCCUGUAUGAAGCUGACUGUGAAAUUGCCAAUAAAGUUCUACGUCGACCUAGGAUCUAUUUACCUCAAUGUGAUGAAGAUGCUAUCACGGCACAAGAAAAUGUGCUUGCAGAAGGACAGACCAUUAAGAGACGAAUACAUACAAGAAUAUCUUCUGUUCCCCAACGAGUGGAUCAAGGUCAAAUUGGAGAAUUAGUCUUCACUGCAGGUAUCACUGUAAGAACUUCUCAGCCGACAGUUAUAAAACUGCUCAAACAUUAUGAAUGUCGUAAAUGCAAACACAUCACUACAGUGAAAUUGGAAUGGGAAAGGCAAAUAUUCCCAGAUACCAAGGAAUGCUCAGCUUGUCAUGCCAAGAAUAUUACUCAUGUGACUGCACUUCAUCUAAGAGAUUGUGCAGAUUAUCAGGAAAUAAAAAUUCAAGAAAAAUGUCAGUUGGAUGAAAGCAGUAGUUACACAGUCGGGAUGCAAAUAAUAUUGUUAGAUGAUUUAAUUGACAAAUGCAGACCUGGUGACCAUGUGGAUGUAUGUGGCAUGGUAAUAAGGCGAUGGCCUCAUUUAACAGCUGGUACGAGAUCAGAAGCAACUACUGUCAUGAUAGCAAAUAGCGUUUCCGUACAACGUAAGCUAUUAGAGUCUACCUUCUCAACAGAAGAAACGCGAGAAAUCUUUACAAAUUACUGGAAGACUUACAGUGAUGAUCCACUAGUGGGCAGAAAUCAAUUACUCGCUUCUAUUUGUCCCCAAAUCUAUGGUUUAUAUACGGUUAAAUUGGCAAUGGCAGUCGUUUUGGCUGGAGGAGUAUCAAAAACAAAUGAAUCGGGAACAAGAGUCAGAGGAGAACCACACCUUCUGAUGAUUGGGGACCCAGGAACAGGAAAAUCUCAGUUGCUUCGUGCCGCAUCCCGUUUAGCAUUGCGAUCUGUGUUGACCACGGGGAUUGGUACUACAGCAGCUGGAUUAACAGCAGCCGCGGUGAAGGACGGAGAUGGUUGGCAUCUCGAGGGCGGUGCCUUGGUUUUAGCGGACGGCGGGGUCUGCUGCGUCGAUGAAUUCGCGACAAUGCGAUCUCAUGAUCGUGCCUCCGUUCACGAAGCGAUGGAACAGCAAACGAUCUCUGUAGCCAAAGCCGGUAUUGUCAGUACCUUGAAUUCACGUUGCACUGUGGUAGCUGCGAUUAAUCCCAGCGGAGGUCGAUUCCUCGAUGACGAGGAAUACAAGACCACUCUUGGUAACCCUCUCCUAUCACGAUUUGAUCUAAUCCUGAUAUUGAAGGACAAUAAGAAUCCAGAAUGGGACCGUAUUACUUCUGAUCACAUUCUAAAACUUGCUUGCGAGUCUCCUGAGUCUCUGGAGCAGCAUCAGAGUAAAAUAGAUGUGUCACAUGCGAAUCUUUUAAAGACUGACGGUUUGUGGAAAGAAGAAAGUUUACGGAAAUACUUGGCAUACGUUCAUACGCUCAAGCCAAUUUUAAGUGAGCAGGCUGCAAAGAUAGUGAGUGCUGUUUAUCUUCAUCAUAGAUCAAAUCCAUACAGAAGAGCAGAAAGAACAACCGUUCGAUUGUUGGACAGUCUUAUAAGAUUGGCUGAGGGUCAUGCAAGACUCAUGUUUCGAAAUGAAGUUAACGUAAUGGAUGCUCUUGUCGCUGCUCAACUUAUCGGUACUACAGUUACUACCAAGGAUAAUAUAGGCUGUCCAUUUCCACGAAACCCAAGAUCAAGUUAUCUUGACGAAGGUGCGGCAAUUCUGCAUCAACUCGAGCUAGAUGAACUAAUCGACUAUAUGUAAUAUUAAACUGUUAUGUUUGUUAUGCACGAUAUUUGGGAAAAGAAACAUUUAUUCUUCAAAAAUAUCAAGUGAUCCUUUGUUGCAUAAUUUUUCUUCGUGUUAGUCAGUAGUAAGCCUUGUCGUUUUUCCUACUGAGAAUAUAUGUUCUAGUAGGGACGAUAUAAAUUAUACCGUUUUUGAAUGAAAAAAAAAAA